AUGGUGCAGGAAGAAGAACAAGGAGGGUACCAGUUAGCGUCAGAUGGAAUUAAGCAUACAGAAUCAGCUACUGCUGUAAACGCAAUUACUCCACCGGCAGCUUUGAGGGCCCCAGGGGUUGAUGAACAGACCAUAUUUGAGGCAUCAAGGAUGACAGUAACUGAAGGAGGGCAGCACCUUAAUACUAUGCGUACUAUUGGUGAUCAUGAACAGGACACACCAGUGAUUCUGCAGAGACAUGAUACCGAAAAGAAUCAAUUACAAUGCAACAAGACGCAUGAUCCUGAAUACAUGGAGUUCAUAAGUUCAAUGCAAGAGAGUCGAAUCCCGCAACAUUGUAUUAUGGAUUAUGUAUCAGAAAUGCACGGUGGCCCUGAGAGUGUGCCUGUAACAGCACAGGACAUGUAUAACCUGAAAAAGGCAAAGCAACGAGAAAGAAAUGCAAAUGAUGUGGCAAAGCUACUAUCCUUUUUUGCAUCCUGCAAAAAGGAUAAUCCACAAUUUUUCUCUGACUUCCAAUUGGAUAAAGAAGGCAAGAUUUUAAGCAUAUUUUGGUCACAUGCAAGCCAGCAAGGGGAUUACAUUGAUUUUGGUGAUGCGGUUACAUUUGACACAACACAUAAGACUAAUCUGUAUGAAAAACCACUAGAUCAAGAUCCUGCAAUGCCAGUAGCCCUCGAGAGGGGUCAAAAGGAAACGAACACGCUAUACAUGUUUGAGAUAAGGGUUGCAAGAGCAUACACAAGGGCUGUGAUGUGUAGAUUCCAGGAAUCUUUGAAAUAUGCAACCGCAUUCAAGAUAAUGCAUGACGAAGAAGGGGGUGCAAAUGAUUGGGUAGUGCAACAUACAACUAGAUCGAAUAAAAUUGUUUGGGGACAGCACCAAUUCAAAGUCACAGCUGAUGAAGAUGCAGGAAAGUAUACUUGUGAAUGCAAACAUUGGGAACAUACAGGGCUAUUCUGUGUACAUGUACUACGCGCGUUUAUGCAUCUUCAGAUUGACCGGAUACCGAAAGAAUAUAUUUUACAAAGAUACACCACCUCUGCAAGGCAAGAUGUUCCGUUUUCAAGAGAUGAUAGGAAUUUGAAGGGGAAGGAUGGAGAAACUAAGUCAUAUAGACAGAAGAUGUUGCUUAAAAAGGCAAUGAAAGUAGUGCAUCAUGCUAGUUUAUCCAAAGCAGGAAAUGAUAGAGCCCUAACAGUAAUGGAUGAGCUUCUCGAAGUACUUUCGCGUUUGGAAACAGAUAUAGACGUUGAGGAAACUUGUGGAACUAGUGGAGGAGAUGGUAUACAGGACGAUGAUGAAGCCAAUAGAGACAACGAAAAGGAUGAUGAAUUUGACGAAAGGAAUAAUAAGGUUUGA
Molecule: messenger RNA, 1362 nt
Organism: Zea mays
Lineage: Eukaryota; Viridiplantae; Streptophyta; Magnoliopsida; Poales; Poaceae
Product: protein FAR1-RELATED SEQUENCE 5-like
Exons: 7
Coding region: 1-1362 (453 amino acids)
Molecular function (GO): zinc ion binding
Source: RefSeq, a predicted model, not a curated record